CAAGUGUGUUCGUGUGUGUGUGUGUCCCAAACAGCUGAUUCUCCCAAACAAAGGGUAUCUUGUCUCUCCUCUUCCUCCUCCUCUGCCUUGUCCUCCACGUUGUCCUCCAUCUCCUCCCCAUCUCCCAUUAUCCUUCUCCCCAUAGGAACUCAGAUAAUGUCCUGAGAGUGCGUGGGAGGACAGGAAAAGGGGAAACAGUACAAGUGUGUGUGUGUGUGUGUGUGUGUGUGUGUAUGCCUCAAGCAGCUGAUUCUCCCAGGCAAAGGACAUCCUCUUCCACCUCCUCCUCCACAUUGUCCUCCUCCUGCUCCACAGCCUCCCAUACCUGUCCUCCACCUCCUGGGACAUGGGCCAGCUAACAAAGGUGUUCUCGGACGAUGAGGCGCUCAUCAACAAGAAGGUACCUCGGGAGCUGUUGUUGCAGGUAUUCUCGUACCUGGAUGUGGUGUCGCUAUGUCGAUGUGCGCAGGUGUCGAACUACUGGCACGUCCUGGCUCUCGACGGCUCCAACUGGCAGCGCAUCGACCUCUUCAACUUCCAGACAGACAUUGAGGGCCGCGUGGUGGAGAACAUUGGGCGUCGGUGCGGGGGGUUCCUCAAACAGCUGUCCCUCCGCGGAUGCCAGAGUGUGAACGACAGCGCCCUCGUUACCUUCGCCGAGAUGUGCAACAAUAUAGAGAAGCUCAACCUCAACUACUGCAAGAACAUCACAGACAAGACCUGCGCCGCCCUGAGCCGCCACUGCCCUCGCCUGGUCCACCUGGAGCUGGACUCGUGUGCACAGAUCGGCGACCCGUCCCUCAAGGCGCUGAGUGACGGCUGCCCCAACCUGGAGUGGGUCAACGUGUCCUGGUGCGACCUAAUCACACAGAACGGAGUGGACGCACUGGCCCACGGCUGCCCCAAGCUGAAGGGAUUCGUGGGCAAGGGGUUGAAGGCGCUCACUGACCCCGCCUUGCUCUCCCUCGCCCAGUACUGCAAGAACCUCGAACACAUCAACCUCUGCAGCUGCUCGGCCAUCAGUGACAGGGGUGUGGUGGCGCUGGCGGAGAGCUGUCCAAGGAUCAGGUACCUCUGCCUGAGCAACUGCCUGCACUUGACGGACACGAGCCUGGUGGUGUUGGCCCAGCACUGCACACAUCUGGAGACACUGGAGGUGGCCGCCUGCUCCCAGUUCACCGACAAUGGCUUCCAGGCCUUGGCGAGGACCUGUCACAUGCUGGAGAAGAUUGACCUCGAGGAUUGCGUCUUGGUCACGGAUGUCACACUCAACCACCUCGCCUCCGGAUGUCCGCGCCUCGAAAAGCUGAGUCUUUCCCACUGCGAGCUGAUCACAGACGAAGGCAUCCGGCACCUGGGUACGUCGGCGUGCUCCACAGAACACCUCUCGGUCCUGGAGCUAGACAACUGCCCACUCAUCACCGACCAGGCCCUCGAGCACCUCCACUCCUGCCACAACCUCCAUCGCAUCGAGCUCUACGACUGCCAGCUCAUCACGCGCGCCGGGAUAAAGAAGCUCAAGAGCAAUCUCCCCAACAUCAAGGUCCAUGCCUACUUUGCACCCCAGACGCCACAGCCCACAGAGGGGAGAACCAGACAACGAUACUGCCGCUGCUGCGUUAUCCUCUGAGCCCCCCGCCCCGACGCCCGCCCCGCAGCCCCGCCCAGCCCCCGCCUGCCUGCCCCCCAGACGGCAACCCCCCCGCCCCUGGGGUUCCCGAGAAAACUGGGGUAGAGUGAGUGAGUGUGUGAGUGUCUGUGUGUCUUGGGUGAGGUUAAGUUAGUAUAUGGAGAGGGUUGUAGGUUAUACUGGGGGGGUGAUAGGGGGGUUAAAGGGGGGGGGUUGGUGUCACCUCCUCCCUCCUCCUCCUUUCUCCACCCCCUCCCUCCGCAAACCCCUCCCCAACCUCUCCGAUUUUUAUUAUUAUUAUUAUUUUAUUAUUAUUAUUGUUGGGGUUGUAGUUGUUGUGGGGGUUAGUACCUAUCCACCCCUCCUCCCCUCCUCCCCAACCCCCUUCAACCUCCCCUCCCCCUCCCCUCUCAGCCUUCCGGACCCCUCCCCCCCACGACUGUCCACUGUUGUUAUUAUUAUUAUUAUUAUUAUUAUUAUUAUUAUUAUUAUUAUUAUUAUUGGGGGGGAUGAUGGAGGGGUUUGGGAAGGUGGUUGAUAGUUGGGGGGGAUUCUCAUCUCAUUCCUUCAACGAGAGAGAGAGAGAGAGAGAGAGAGAGAGAGAGAGAGAGAGAGAGAGAGAGAGAGAGAGAGAGAGAGAGAGAGAGAGAGUAGAAAAAACAAGGAAUUUAAGAAAGAGAAAGAAGGAAUGGAAGGGAAGGAUAAAUAUUUAAAGAAAGAAUGAAAGAAAAAGAGAGAGAGAGAGAGAGAGAGAGAGAGAGAGAGAGAGAGAGAGAGAGAGAGAGAGAGAGAGAGAGAGAGAGAGAGAGAGAGAGAGAGAGAG
Messenger RNA from Eriocheir sinensis (Chinese mitten crab), 2453 nucleotides. RefSeq names its product F-box/LRR-repeat protein 2-like. Gene Ontology annotation, cellular component: SCF ubiquitin ligase complex. The record is from RefSeq and is a predicted model, not a curated record. Bases 347 to 1630 code for a protein of 427 amino acids. Gene Ontology annotation, biological process: SCF-dependent proteasomal ubiquitin-dependent protein catabolic process. Gene Ontology annotation, molecular function: protein binding. The transcript is spliced from 10 exons. NCBI's taxonomy places the organism in Eukaryota, Metazoa, Arthropoda, Malacostraca, Decapoda, Varunidae.